Molecule: messenger RNA, 23857 nt
Organism: Malaya genurostris
Lineage: Eukaryota; Metazoa; Arthropoda; Insecta; Diptera; Culicidae
Product: protein pangolin, isoforms A/H/I/S-like
Exons: 3
Coding region: 1263-2588 (441 amino acids)
Biological process (GO): regulation of transcription by RNA polymerase II; canonical Wnt signaling pathway
Cellular component (GO): beta-catenin-TCF complex
Molecular function (GO): RNA polymerase II cis-regulatory region sequence-specific DNA binding; DNA-binding transcription factor activity, RNA polymerase II-specific
Source: RefSeq, a predicted model, not a curated record
UCGCAGUCGCGGUGGAGGUAUAAAACUUUUCCUCUAUCGAACUCGUUGACUAUCUCAUAAAUACAUUAUUCUGGCACAUUUCCCGUAGUCAAUAGAGCUAACAAAGCCUAUCAACUACGAAUGUGACAUACUUCUGAGUUUGAUUUCCGAAUUACGCGUAUUCGAUAAAAAAGGAUAAUUCAAGUGUUGGUGCAUGAUAAGUGUUUGGGAGGAAAAAUUGUUCCCUGCAGUCCAAUGUUGAGUUAGGAAGAAAGAAAGUGAGUGAUUGGUGAGCCGAAUGCAGAAAGGAGUAAAGGAAACCGAUGAAAGGGGAAUAGUUCUCGGAAAAGUUACUCGCUUUUCCCGAAUGCUGUUGUUACUGCUGCGUGUGCCAUCGCCGUAGACGCAAGCAACAAAAAAUCUUGUUCACAUCAUCUGCAACAAGACGACGACGCGAGAAGCUAUUUAUAGAACAAACGCAUCUUUGCCUACUGCUGGUCGCAACUCCAAAGGAAAUAUUAGCUGCAGAAGAAACGUGCCGCCUGCUGUUACUGGCACGGCUUUUUUAUUUGGUUCGAAAAUCAGACAUUUUAUCACCUCUUCCUUCCCCUUGCUGAUGGGUUUAGAUCUGGAGGAAAAUACACAAAGGAAGCCGCUGCUAAUAUGACGUCACGUCAUCAUAAUACCAACUUCACGCAUGGUGUAAUGUAGAAACGAAGAUUUCACGUAUGCAGUCUCCUUUGAAAAGGAAAUUUGAUCAACAAAAAUGAAAUGAAAACGAGAAAAUAUUGAAAUUGCGAUGCCAUAAGGAUAAAAAACUGGUUGGGUGGGAGAAAGUAGUGCAAUAUCCGUAACCAAGUUCUAGUCAUCAUCGCAAAAUUACGCGACUACACGGAAAGCAACCAAGCAAAGAGAAAUAUAUACAAGCAAAUAUUUAUUUAGUUCUAAGAGAAGAAAGAGCAGUGCAGGAAAAAUCUCACGGCGUUUAGGGAUACGGUGUGUGCAUUUGGUUCGAUUUAUCGUGUGGGAGAAGAAAAGUAAUUUACCAUAGUGUGCCAUAAAUAAUAGAGUUGCAGAAUUUUUGAAAAAUAUUUGCUAGUGAAAAUCGUCUUGUUAAAUUGAAAUGUGUGACGCGGCAUGGCAAUAAAAGAAGAAUGACAACCUUGUGGUUCGCGAGCAUGAAACCUUUUUCGAUGCUUCAUUCAAACGGCAGCCGAUUGAUUUAUGUUUAACAGUGUCAACCGAAUUUUCACGCAUGGUUUUGUGCUGUUGAUGGCAGAAGUAUGCCUAACACAAACGAAAAUUCACAUUCCGGUUCAACCGGUGAUGAUCUCGGUAGCACGGAUGAGGUGAAAGUGUUUAAAGACGAAGGCGACCGAGAAGACGAGAAAGCCUCGUCGGAGAACCUUUUGGAAGAAAAAUUUAACCUGAUCGAUCUGACGGAGAGCGCGGAAAAUCUGGUGAAAAAUUCUUCCCGACAAGACCUGAGUCCACCGUACGCUGGCGGCGGCAGUGGCGGGAGCAGUGCAGGAAAACUAAACUCUCCAGACCAUUCACCAGGAUUCAACAUGGGAUACCUGCCGCCUUAUCAGUAUUCAAGUGGAACAGUUAGUGCAAUACAGGGUUCGAUGGGCAAAAUUGGUUUGUCACAGUUCUUUUGCAAUGAAGAUCCUCUCUCGAAUCCACCCCCAGCUCAUUGUGGAAUCAUUCCCUAUCAGCUCGAUUCCAAAGCAAUUGGAUUAUCUGCUCGCCAGUCGCUGUAUUCCUUCUCCACUAGUCAGUAUCCGUAUCCCAUAUUAUCCUCAAAUAUGCUACCAGUGCCACCGUCUUGGCAUACACCGUCAAUGUAUUCGACUGCACCCAGCUUCCGAAAUUCCUAUCCUUCUUCCCUUCAGAUCUACACAACAUUAGCUAGCGAUCUAUAUUCACGCUAUCAAUCCUCGACUUUACUAAACUCAGUGCAUCCCCACAAUGUACUAAGCCAGGUGAAACAGGAAGCUUCGGCGGCACAAGAAGGAUCUCACAACUACAGUGUACGACAGGCUCAUCAUCAUGGGCAGGCUGGUAGUAAAUCUACGGACCUGCCACAAGAACUGACGAAUCGUUUUACUCGGCCUUCCAAUAGCAGUAGUGCCGGCGGUAGCAGUACCAGUUCGAGCAGCGGUGGCACCAAGAAAAAAGGAACCAAUGCAGCUAGUCAACAGCAAAAUCUUAAACCACAUAUCAAGAAACCUUUGAACGCAUUUAUGCUUUAUAUGAAGGAAAUGCGAGCAAAAGUGGUGGCCGAGUGUACAUUGAAGGAGUCCGCGGCUAUUAAUCAGAUCCUAGGUAGAAAAUGGCACUCGCUUUCUCGUGAGGAGCAGAGUGUGUACUAUGACAAAGCCCGUCAGGAACGGCAGUUGCAUAUGGAGAUGUAUCCGGGUUGGACGGCACGGGACAACUACGGAUAUGGGGCGAAAAAAAAGCGGAAAGCGAAAAAGAAAGAUCAGUUGGGGUCGGAGGCGGCUAGCAGGCGAAAGAAAAUUUGUAUACGAAACGAGGAGUCCGACAACUAUGAUGGUUCUCGUAUGUCGGAUGAGUACAUGGGGAGUUACGGUACUGUAGUGUAAUAUUAAACUAUUCGUCACCCAAUCAAAAAAAAAACAGCAACAAGCAACAAAUCCCACGCAUACAAGACUUAAACAAAACAACCAAACCAAAUUAUAACAAGAACAGUCACGUGAUCCUGCCUAGGUCCAAAGUCUAGUUUUAUACGAUGUACUACUACUGUCUAGAAAACCAAAUCUCACAUCGUUACAUUUACUUUUAGCUAAUUUAUUAUUAAAUUUCAAUAUUUGAGAGCCAUCGUGGGAUGAUAUUUUCGCACAAACUCAAUUGCCGAAGCUUUAAAAAUUUCUGUUGUAAGAAAUUGUUCUUUUUAUGAUUUUUUUUUUCGGGUCAAGAUAACGUUUUUGUACUUAAUUAUCAUCUGCUCGUUUAGGCCGUACUAUACUUAAUUAUGUUUGCAAGUUGAGCAAACAGUUAAUAAACUGCAGGUGAACAUACUGAAACAGGAAACACAGCGAUUUCCCCGCCGGUAGAGGACGGGAUAUUAUGUGACGAAAUACUUAGUAGGUAAAAAAUAACAAUCUGUGGUGUUUUUAAAAUAAUUGAAAGUGAAACCAGUGACGAAGAUACGAGAAUGAUAAGAAUGAGUAUGACAAGUCUUUAUGCGUAAGUUUAGAAAUGAAACCAAAUAGGUAUAUAGAUAUAGGUAUAUUAAGUAUUUAGAGGAUAACCAUUUAACUAACAUGUAAGUAAGUGUUAGCAGUAACUUAAAGAAAACCGGAGUUCAGCAAUAAUGGUAUCUAUCAUUUGUGUAAAUGAUGGUUAUUGUUAAAACGAAACUGAAAUAAAAGUAAGAAUGGGAAUAAAAACCAGAAGUACACCGGCAUUGUUUGCCGUACGGUUUGUAAGACAAUUCAUUUCCGCCAAGGCAAUUAGGAUCUCUUUUGAGGUGGGAAAAUCUGAUAAAAGAGGGAAACAUCGUAUCUUCAUUGCGAUACCAUGCAAGGGAAAUCAAAUGACUUAAUUUCAGGAAGUUUGUAAUCUUCCGUUAUCAACGAGCUUAUAGGAAAAUUAUGGUACUACUUGAGCGGAAAUGAAUUGUUACUUAAUCACCCUUUACGAUUCGCGUUUAAAUUUCGGAUGGUAUCAGUAUUUCUGUUCUGCAAAACGCUUCGUGGUCGUCAACAUAGAAAACGAUGUUUUUGCUGUUACUGCUGCUGCGGCUGUUGUUUGGAAAAUUUAUUCUAUUGAAAUGUUACGACUCUUAGACGAAACACAUUUUAAAUUCCAAUUUUAGUUCAAAUUAAACAAGCUUCACGUAAAAGUACUUUGGAUCCUUGAACACUCAAAAUUGCUUAUUCCUUGAUCUGACAUUUUAGGCACCUUUCUCAACCCCACGUCAACCUCAACCGAUGCGAGAUCUGGGAAAUGAUUAUUAAUACAUCAUCCUAGGGAUGGAAAGGAAAAUCAACAGUUUCCACGCUUGAAAGAUAUAAUUUGGUUUAAAUCGGAUCGAAAUUUCCUACCUCCUCGUGUGCCAUACUUUCUGCAUUGCUUUUUUUUGCCGAUCUCACUUCCCCUCUAUAAUUUGAGCUCGAUAAUCCUGAUAACCUUCAGAAACAGAAACACAGGCAUAUCAACGUCGGCGGUCGUCAGCAGAAUACCGUCGUCGUCCUUGUCGACGUUGUCGGGAGCGAAAUUCUCUAAUUACCGAGGAAAAGACUCCCUCUUGCUGCUCAUGCAGUGACUAGGUUUGUUUUCUUAUAUUGCCACGAGGAUACAGCUCAUGAUGAUGCUGCUGGCGCUCCUCCCGUCAUUAUUGUUGUUGUUAGUCUGGCGGUGAACCUAUAUUUCUUCCGUCGGAACCUUCGGGUGGGCAGCGACGAGAGCAGUGCGGAAACAAGAAAUCGCUUCAUGUGUUUCGAAUGAAUAAUUUUAAUCUUCUAAAUUAGAAUUGAGGGGAGGAAUCCCUUUUUACUUCGCCUCGGCUGCUACUGCUGCUGCACACGGACCGUAUGAAAUGGAUGCUACAUUUUCAUGUGGCUGCCAUUGCUGUUACUCCUUGGAAAAGAACAUCAUAUCUAUAUGCGAUGCUCUUGAUUGUGUGCGAUGAUGUUAGAAAGGAAACAAGACUGAUAUUUGCAUUUUAUAAGUUGACCUCACAGUGGGUCAAAUGGGCAUUGUGUGUUCCGGAAAGUAUCUCGUUUUAUACUGAUCUAUUUUUUGUUUGUUUUCUUCCUUUCGUAGUCUAUGUUGCGGCUCGAUUCCAUUGUGGAAGAAUAUUAGUAGACUGAUUUCAGGUAAACAAUAAACACGGCAUUUUAUGUCAGAUCAGCAAUAUACUAUUUUCUGAAUAUUUCCACCUAUUGUGCAUAUCAUUAUGUAGUUUACUUAGCAAAUAUAUUGCUACGAAGGAAUUGUCAAUUCAAUUCAUGCCAACAUGACAAUUGUAUUACUGCUGAAUGCUUUUCGUUCUCUUCAUUCUGUUUAUCUGUUGAAUCGGUCAAGUACCAAUUUGUAGAAAUAUCCGACCAAGUGAUUAAUGGAACUUGUUUCUGAUAUUUUAGCAAGUCAUUUAUAAGCUGCUAUUUUUUAUUGUAAUUCGUAAAAAUCCAAUUUUUCAGUUUGUCCGAGGCUGCUUUACAAAAGGGCAGUAAUAUAAAAUGUUCUUGCUCCAGGAUAUUUUUAGCAUAUGCAGAUUCCCGCUCAAAACGUGUACUCUUUGUAUGGGAAGGACUCGAUAAACUUUUAGAUUAGUUUUCCGGAAAAAUAAAUAGUUUUACAACAACAUUCCAUAUCCAUUGCCUUUCGCGUGUUAAAUUAAAGGUUUGUAUUUUGCGGGUUUACUUAUAGAAGGUACGUAAAUCUUUAUAUCGCAAUAAUUUCUGCAAGAGGAAAUCCAAUCAAAUGUGUCAGUGGAAGUAAGCUGAAACUGAAAUAAUUUUUCUCGAGCAGUUUUAAGGAAAACGGAAGAGUUUUAGACUAAGAUUUUCGCUUUUCUUGAAUUGCAAUUUUAAGCAGAAUGAACUGGUUGGUUUAUUUUUCAACCAUAUGGAGAACUUUUUGAUUAAAAUCAGGAAAAGAAGCGCCGGUAUUUGUUUUUCGCACACAUAGUUGACAUUACUCAUAUGCUUGCAAAGAAUCUUUUUUUUUUCAAGAUAUUUUUAUGCAGGCCUAUUUGCGUACAACUUUACGUGGCCGAUUGAGCCGAUUUUUUAAAUAUUUUUUUUUAUUUGGAUCUCGUUGUCACUCUUUUUCUAGGGGGAGAGGAGCUUCCAUUUCCCUCCUGCGAGGAUUGAGGGGCACUUCGUUCGUGGUUCGUCUCGUCAUCCAUUGCCGCAUCGAUGGUAUUGUUGUCGAUUUCCGUCUUCUUUUCGUAGCUAGUUGCUGUAGAUGCGCCUUGUACAUUGUUUGCAGUUGCUGGUUGGUUGGAGGGUAAGUCGUUAACUGCAGCUGGUGUACUUUGUUCUAUAGGGGAUGAUGAUGGAUUCGUUGAAGGGGAUGCAUCAUUGUUGUUGGUGGCUGUCACAGGUGUACUGGGGUUGCUUGGGGUUGGUGUGAAGAAAGCACCGUUGUCCUAUGGUGUAGUUGUCUCCUUGUCUAGUUUAUCACAUGGUUGACUAUAAUGAACAGCUUUUUGGCAAUAUUGGCAUGUUGCCAUCUGAUAGGUCAUGGGUAACAAGUGAUUUGCAUGGAAUUCUUGUAUCUUGACCGAAAGUCACAUAAGAAUGUAUAGGCCUCUUCAAGCGCAUGCGUAACAAACGUACGCCAUUUAGAAUACCGGGGAAAAAAUUCUUGCACUUUUCUUUUUCGAUAGAGAAAAUCUCUCCGUAUUGGGACAUAGAUUUGCGAAUAUAUGAACCGGUGACGCUUGAGUGAAGAUCAUGCACCUGCACUUCUAUAGCACUAUCAUCCAUAUAUACUGGAAUGUUGUACUUAAUGUUCUCGUGCUCCACAUACUGCACAUUGUUAUUGUCUUUUGCGAAUUGAAUUGCAUCCAACUCUUUAUAAAACUUGAUGUAAACCACAUUAUUUGUCUUGUUGCCUUGAAGUAAAUGCACACGUUUAGUUUCAAGAUGCAUUUGCUCCUUAAGCAAACCUUCAAGUUCUCGUAUCGAAGGUCGAAUUUUGCACUGCCUGAAGUCAACAACAAUUGUAUUCUUUCGUGUCGGCGGAAGCUUUUGUUCGUUUAGUUCACUCAUUUCGAGGUCGUUCUAUUGUUCACUACACAAUACUGUGCUUGGUUUCUUCUGUCCCGAACGUAAGCGGUUUUGUUUUAUCGACUGACUUGGAUGAGAUGUGAAAGCGAACUGCAAAGAGUCUUGCUCCUUAAAUAAAGCCGAAAAUGCCUUCACGGGAAGUUGUGGACGAAAAAUUUUGUGAAACAGGUGUCAAUUUCACCGAAACGAGUCCGUUACAGGUUGUGAAGAAGCCCCUCGGUUAAUUUAAUAUGUUUUUAAAGUCACGUGUAGUUGUAGCGUACGGCUGACUCUUUGGAAACGAGUUUCAAAUAGAAACGCGCUGAGCGACACUCCAGUGCUCCAUGAUGGAAAACUACUAGAUGAAAAUAAACCUUAAUUUCUCACUCUUCUCACAACGAUUGGAAAAGCGCACUUUGCUUGCAUGGUGUGGAAUAAGUUUCUUGCUUGAUAUGUUUCUCAGCAGUAAUAUGUGUAAAUGGAAACUUCCCUCGUAAACGAAGUAUUUUUGCUUCUUCAUUUCGAGCGUAAAAUAAAAACAACUUUGAGUUGCUUAUGCCGUUUUCGUUUUUGAACCUACACGCGGGCGACUCUGACUCCGAGUAAAAAGAACACGUGGUACGCGCCCUAAACAACAACUCAUAGAAAAAAGAAAAAAAUAAACAAACUCGCAUUGAUUUCGUGGUGCGACCCGAGAAAAUUUUCAGAGCGAAACUACGCGAUUGGAGUCCGAUCUAGAGCUGGAGCGACCCCAGGUUGCUAAAACAAACAUCUCAAAAGUUGUUUGGGUGACUUAGGAUCAGCUCUCGGGCUACUCUGAUCAAUAAACGAAAACGGUAUUAGUGUCAGUAGGAUCGUAGUACCAGCCAUGCAAUCAUCCUGUACUCUAAAAAUCGGCUGCGAAGUCUGUUGAAACAGAAAGCCAAUUCCACAAAAGGAAUGAAAUGCCAAGACUUUGCUUUUGAUCGAAGAGAAACUAAAACCGAUAAAAUCAUCGCAAUCGAUUACUUUUUGCAUGUAUGAUCUGGAAAAUCUUCCCGAUUACCAACAGGAAAAGUUUUGUCUAUAAAACAUUGUUCAUACAAAAAUACAGGAUAUUCGUUAUUUUUCGGUAUUAUCGACCACCCUAAGCAUCUUAAAACUAUCGCAGAGCGCAGGAGAACUGAAAUGUUGUUGUUUUUGGAAGGCGCCUUUCUAAAUUUGCUACUGUGGACCAUUGAUUUGUGAGAAGCAAUGCAUGCAUUAACUUCUAUUAUUUGUUUCACAUCGCAUUAUUUUUCUUUACUUUGUCUCUAGAAUCAAUGAUUCACUUCUCGUUGUUCGAAUGAGAACUAGACUCCAUUUGUUCCCAAGCUGCAUAGAGCAUAUUAUUAUUUAUUAUUAUUAUUUUGAUAAAUUUACUACACACACACAAAGGUAUCCCUAACCAUUCCCGCGUGGUAUAACCGCACAGUGUUCCAUAUUUUGAAAAGGUUGGAGACGUAUUUUGCGUGCAAUAGUCGGAGAGGUCGCGUAUUUACACAACUCAAAUGCAAACAACAUUGUAGCUUCGUAAGCAUCAACACGCGGGGCGAAGCUAACAACAACUGUCGGUUGAAGAUGUAAAUAGAAAUGUAAACAAUAUCAUCCCUAUACCUUCUCAUACCUACUAACAUGUUCCGCCCGUUUCUGAGUCUGACAGGCGGCGACCGACAACGACGGCAAAAGCUUCCAGUGUAAUCUGUUUCAGCUGGAAAAAUGGAGCGGGAAAAGACCACACGAACCCAUAGCUGCUUCUGUUCGGAUCAGCUCGGUUCGGUAACGAUGUCGACGGGAGAAGGAUGCGGCAAAGAGACGAGCUUAAUUGUGUAACGUAGAAGAGUUUUCCGAUUGUUUCUAGGGAGAAGGGAUGUAGGACAAAGGCGGAGAAGAUAGAAUUGAAAUUUAAAUCUACUCUCGUCCUCAAUUCAAUCUCCCACUAUCCCGGAAAAAAUCAUCCUGGUGAACUGUUUUGUUACCCAAUGUGUUGUUUUCCAAAAUGAAAGGGAGGCCCAACAUUAAUAUGGAACAAAGAUGUGUUGAUUUUGAUAUGUUUGAUACCUUGGGUUGGUGUAUAGUAUUCUUACAAUGUUCGGUUUCAGUGAAUGCCGGUUAGGUAAGGUGUUUCCAAACAGGUGUAGAGAACACUUUCAGGUUUUUGUUCGAAAGGUUACUACUUCAGAAGCUUAAAGUUCGUCUUCUACGAAAUGUGAUAUCCUUUGCUUUUUGUGAAAAGAUGUUGAUUUGUUGUUUUUUAACUUUGGAUAAAGAAUACUUGGCUUCUCGUUGAUGAUAUUCAAUGAUAAAUAAACGAGAUAAAACAAACCCUGAUAAGCUUAACAAGAUGAAAAUUUUAAAAAAGCAUAUGGUAGUCGAAAACAAAUUGCUGUCUCAGUUGAAACGUCGAAGCGGUUUUAUUGAUAAAGUUAUUGACAGAUUGCAAGACACAUGCGAAAAUCCAUUCCACAAUCCAUAGUUUCACUUGCAACGAAUUGUUACAUCUGAUAUCAUACAACAUAAGAAGAACACAGCCAGUAAAUUUUGUCACGAGACGCCAUUGAUUUCUGCGCUUUUGUUUCGAUGCCAGUCCCACCUGUUCUGGACUUUCGACAACCGGAUACACAUUUUUGAUUAAUGCACUUAUUGCUUGCAAGCAAUUUCUAUAAACAGUUUACAAAUUGUAAGAAAAAUUUUGCAUAUGUGAACAUUACUAGCUUUUCCCAAAAAUUCAAUCCAAUAAAAAGUUAUACCCAAAAAAGGUACUGCAUUUUUUUCGAGUACAGUGUUCAGUACUCUUACUAAAACAAAAUAUUGUCUCAACACUUCGAUUCUGGUAGAACAAUUAUGAUAAAUAGUAUUUGAUAAUAAGGCAUCAUAAUUAUUUAAUCUCUUUGAUUCCCCGAAUUCGUGAAUUCCAAUAAAUAUUGUAUUUCUUCGUUCGUUACUUUCGUUCUUCCCAUUCAAUCCUACCCAUAUUUUUCUUUUGCCCAUCUUUUUGUGUCGUUAGUAUUUCUCGCUCACUAUCAAGACGACUCGAAAAUAUAAAUUUUUGCAUAGCUUCAGGCCAAGUGCUUGAAGAGAUUUUCAAUAUCGAAGUACGCAUACACACACAAAUGUUCGCCAGCCUUCAGUUUAUGAGUUCAUCACAUUUAUUUCCCCAUGCUACCACCACUUGAGUCGAAAUAACCGAAUUCGCAACCAGUCUGACAUAUCCUUGUCAUCGUCAACAAGCUUCUACACACUUCCAUCCUACUCCAAUAGUCAAACAAAAUGAUCCUUCCUCGAAUGGCCCUUCCUCGUCUGUCCCAAAUUGAUUGUAUGGUUUCGGGUUGGAGGCUCGUGUGGGACACAUAGCAUUUACAUUCGACCAACCGACUAACAAAGAUAUUCUACCCUGCCACUUCGCUGAGAAACAUUUUGUCGUAUAUCACCUUUGGAAACAGAGAAGUGAUAGGGUGUCUCCGGUAGAUAUGCCGUUCCGUUUUAUGUCUAAUCUUUAGGGCCGUAUCAUCCGGCAAGUAAAUCAACGUUGUUCAUUUUAUUUCUGUGCAUUCGUGGCUUAAACGUGAUUGUUCUUAUAUUGAGUACAUAUGCUGAAGGGAAACGUUUAAUGCCCAACGUAGGAAAAAAAGACAUCACCGGCUAAAUGAUCAGUGGCGACAUGUUAGGUUCUAUCAAUCAAUUAGUGAUGAAACAAGAAUUUUCUCAAACAAAUAUUUCUUCCUUUAAUUUUUCAAAAUCAUCCAGAAUUUCAGAAUUGAAUAGCAUGAUUCGAAGAUGAAGAUAUUUAAUUUCAAAUUUAUAUUUGUCAAUCAAUACUUUUCCACCAAUUUCGACAAUGGAUGUAUACGAAUUUACCGCGAAAUUUUUCUUCCCAUCGCGUUUUUUUUUGCAUGAAUAUCUGCUUAUUAAUAUCAUUUUUGUGUAUUACAUCAACGUUUUACAGUACAAGUGUUUUGACCCUUGGGCCUUUCAUCUUUGUUGUUCUGAAAUUUUUGUUUCCAAAUUUGACAACCCUAUAAACCAUGUUAGAACCAAAGCAUUAGCGAUGGUAAUUCGCAGCCCUAUCGGCAUCGGGAAAAGCGGCCGAGAUGAGGUGAUGAUAGCUCCCCAUGAUGAGCAGAUGAUGAUGAGCAUGUCGAGAGGAAACGUGGGACAGACGGUGAAUGUUACUCCGGAUUGCUUGUACAAGCCGGGAAGUGCGUGGUUGGAACAGGAAGGUUGAAAUUCGAGCGGUGGCAGCAUUUCAAAUUGUCCGACCAAAGAGAGCGAAGGAUAAAAGUUAAAUAAACAAAUAUGUACUCCAAUGUAUAAAUAACCAAAACAAAACAAAAACAAAAAGAUUAAUGUUUUGUUGUGAUGUGUGUUGGUAUAGUAUGCUGUUCGAACGGAUAUACAAAAUUGGACCGCUCGCUGACUCGGUCGGUGUUUUUUUCUGUUCAGAGCUAUUUGGCAGUGUGCGCUUCGCGCGGGUAAAUGUUUCUCUGCUGAUGGCGGAAACCGAAGUUCGGGCGGCUUAUUGGAUAAUUCACAUACAUAAAGAAAUCACAAUCAGCAAAGAAUUUAUUUUUUAAUGUGAAUACAUGUAGAAAAUUUAGUAUUUGCUCUAUUAAUUUAAACUUUGCUUGGUCAUCCUUCCGUGAAUGGUACAAAACAAACAGAUGAUAUUUGGAUAUUCUUGAAAGUACGAUGAACAUGAUUUAUAAUUAAAAAUAUCCAUACGCCCAUGCAAAUAACUAUAUAAAGGUAAGAAAUAAAAAAUUGACCACAGUUCAACAAAACUUUGCGCCACCAACCAGUAGAUUUCCAUAAAACCUAUUAUUUGUGAUUCAUCAAUGUAUCAAUCGUACUUUGCGAAUCCUGAUUAUGGUCGUCCGACGGUAUGCGUGACCGUAAAGUGCAGCAGAAGCUAUACCCGUCCCCCUAGGGUAAAAUGUUCUAUUCGUUCCGCGCGUUGGUACCGAAGAAUGCUGAAAUCGGUCAAGCAGCGAAGAGGUAUCUGUACCGAAUAAGCAUAAGUAAGCAGAAAGGUCAGCUGAGACCGAGAUUUUCUGAACAGCAAGCAAUCACCCAGACGAAGCGGCUGAAGGUGCUGACCAAAAUUGUCAUUCCGGUGAAAUGUGACGUCAUGAUAAUAAUACAUAGAUGACGAGACCUACUUGAAGCUGAAAUGCAACAACUGACAGUCAACCAUAUACUUUACGUAUGUAAUGAUGCCAAUUCUGUUUCCCAUACCAAGAUCCUGAUGAAAGCUCACAUAUAAGACGAAUUUUUCAUUAGGUUCGCUACGGUAUUGGAUAUACAUUUUUUAUGUGGCUGAUUGAUACAAAAAAUCUGAUUACACGACUGUCUAUUCUACAAUCGUCAAUGGAUUACGGUGCUAAACAUAUGUCUAUCUAAACCAAUGUCUGAAUUCUUCAAGUAUCAUCUAUUGUAAAUCUUUGAGUAUUCAGAAUUGUAAAUACAGGUUAUUCACAAUUAAAUAAUAUUAUGGCCUUUAAGUUGCCUCAAAAGUAACUUAAAUGCUAAUUUGCGUUUAUAUGCUGUCAUAAUCUAGCAUUGGUCUUUGCUUCUGGGUCACCUGGAUAUUCAUCUUGCUCGGAUCGGAUGUACGUUUGAAUUGGGAGGUCAACUCACUCUUACUUAAAAAAACAUAUUCGGUGAAAAUUCUCAAUAUAUUGCAUGUUGUUACUAUCAAAAAUUUGCAAACAUUUGCAAAGAUAGUAUUACCGACGAAUCGUCAGGUGAAAAAAGGCAACGAGGUAUGGGGGUAUGCCAUUCCCGUGUUUGUUAUUUUAAACCUAAUUACCUAUAAUUACUAGAUAGGGUGAAAACUGCCUACUAGUGAAAGAAAUAUGUAUGUUUUUUUUAUUUCUUCACCAGUACAUUCAUUUCAGCGGUUUUCCAAUUUUUCCGUCCGAAAAGUAAUUUCCAGGAAAGUCUGCAAAACACCGGAAACAAUUUUUUGUUUCGCUCUAUGUGAGGCCGUUUCGCAACGACUUCAGUUUCCAAUCGCUCCAAUAAUACUAAAUAAAUUGAAAUAGUAAAUUUAGCGAAGUUACUUUCGGAAAAAUAAUUCACUCUCAUUGAAGAAUGGCAAAAUACAUAGAAGCACUUGUAUUAAGAAGCGCACUCUAUGUAAAAUUUGUUUGUCUACAAAUUGCUUCAAUUCAUAGAUCUAUAUCUUCAGAUAAAAUAAAUGCAAAGUUUCAAAGUCGUAUUUCUUAUAUUUUCGGAGAAACAUAGUUUAAGUUGAAUUUACUUUCGCCAUGCUAUUCCUUUGAAGCACCUAAAUUUUGUAACCCGUUUCUUGAAACCGCCCCUUUAUAUGAUAAAAAGAAAAUGACUAUACCAAUUGGCACGAAUCUUUUUUAAUUCGUAAGAUGAAGCAAGCACCCUAUUUUUGUCUUUCUCAUAAAAAAGGUUCACUGUAAAACCGAGGUCCAGAUUUCUUCAAGUACGCAAAAUGUACGCACCAGUUUUUUUGCGAUCCCAUACAAAAUUCCUGAAUAUGGUUUAAAUCCGAAUUCCGGUUCGCGAAUUAUGGAGUAAAAUGUACAAAAAAAUGAAAAUAUGUGUACUAACUUUUCUCGGAGAUGGCUGAACCGAUUUUCCAUUUUAGUUUCAAAUGAAAGGACUUGUUGCUUCAUUGAAAAUUUCUGAAUCUCAUCUUGAUCCGACUUCCGGUUCGGGAAUUACAGGGUGAUUAGUAAAAAAAAUCAAUUUCGAAUUAUUUACUUUUCUCACAGAUAACAAAUGAAUGGUCUUAUAGUUCUAUACAAUAUUUCUGAUUUUCAUCUGGAUCUGACUUCCGGUUCCAAAAUUACGGGAUAAAGAGUGUUGAGCAUUUCAAGCAGCUAUACAGAGCAGUGAUACACGGAAAAAUUAGGUAGUUGAGGGCUCAAAUUAGUCCCAAUUGAAUAGGACUUGUCAGUUAACGACAAAAUGUAUCCAUUCCGGGUUUCGGAAGCACCGGAAAUUGUGAUCACAAACUCUAAAAUGGAACGAACACACUUUUCCCAGCGAUGGCUUGGCCGAUUUUUAAAAAUUUGGUUCAAAUGAAAAGUGUUAUGGUUCCAUACAUAACUUCUGCAUUUCAUCUGGAUCUGAUUUCCGGUUCCGAAAUUACGAAAAAUCAAAGCUGUCUUAUAAAGUGCACCGGUACGUAUAUUCUCUGGUACGGGAGAAGAAAACACAACACUGCCUCUACGAACGAAGCACGCUGUAUGUGGUUUUCGAUAUCUAAAAGAGAAGAAAAAGAAAACCAACACCUUAGCUCGAUUUUAAAAUCAUAAGCGAGUCCAUCGGCACCGAGUAUACAUGAGCAUGAGUUUUUAUAAAUAACGGUGCAAGCACAAGUGUCUGUUACCGAUGUGUGUUUUUGUUGAAUAUGGUGCUCAUAGCCACCUUAAGAGAUGUGCGCCCGAAAGAAAGAAAUAAUUUCAAUGAAUUCAAGUUUGUUUGAAAAAAAUGUACAUAGGAAUUGCAUGCUUCGUGAAUUAUAUGAAAUUUUUACAGGCGGCUGUGAUAUUACUAUACCGGUGGUGGUGUCAAUGAAAACUGUUAAUACACAGAAAGAAAUUAUGAAUUUUACAGCUGACGUAAUUCUACAAACGAUACAAUUCAUAACUUGUCAAAUGAUGCAAUAUUUCAUUCGUACAUAAUUUUACAGGCUCCGAGUGUUAUGUGCCCUCGGCUACCAAGUGCUGGUGCUUGGUUUUAUAUGUAUCAAUUACUCACUGUGCUUCUGUGAUUCAGUCGAUUAACUGAAGUGCUUUGUGAUUUGAUGUUUCUCGGUUCAAGUCGAUCGAUCUAUUGUUUUUUAUUUUAUUCGAUUUCAAGCCAUGUAAUUUUCAAAUCACACAAUUUUACAUGUUCAAGCAACUGGAAUUAAAAUGAACACUUUGUCUCUAUAAUUAAUAUUUAGAAUGAAAUGGGGUAGAUGGUAUUAAAAAUUCUACAAAUUUCUUGAAACUAGCCAGUAAAUUCUUCUAACAUGCAGGGCAUAUUAGGUUAUAACCAAACAAACUAACCGUGAUUGACCCGGUCGAACUUUGAUUCAAAUAAUUGUCUUAUUAUCCUAUUGGAUGAGGUUGAAUAUGAUCUGGAACCGACUUCCAGGAUAAUGCAAGCUGACAAUGUCCAUCCUUCAUAUGGUUGACGACACAAAAAAUGUACGAUAUUUUUGAAGCAGAUUGCAAAACUAUUCGAACUGCCUAACUUAUUCAUGGCCCUAAAAACUGGCAACUAUGACAGUCUCCCUAUUCCGGUUUUGGAAACAUUUAUUCAAAAUGUCCAAUAUGAAACUUGCAUUGAUUUCCCGUGUAAUGUUAAUGAGAAAGGUACCAUUACACAAGGGGUAUUAAAGCAGGUGUUGUAUAUAUGUUUGUAUGUUUAUUUGUAGCUAAAUAUUUAACAUUCAUAUAGUACAUGAGGCUCACGCACUUGAGACAAAUCUCUUGAUCAAUUCUUUUCAUCAUUUAGAUGUACUAGAGUUCAGCUUCGGACAAUAUUUUUUAAAUCAUCUUCGAGAAAUACUCGUAAUGUUCUUCUCGUUGUUUUGCGGUCUGUUUUGGAUUCUCCGGUCUCUGCCUUGAAGUUUGGUGACAUAAAUUGACUAGAAAAUUAUUACAUAUUCAGUAAGAGUUCAAUGAGAAACCAUUGAUGUAUGGGUAUCCUCAAAGUUGAUAUUCAUGUUUUAGUUUAACUUUUGAAAAAAGAAAGACAGAUUAGGAAAAUUAAGAUGCAAAAACAACAUCUUACAAACAAGAGGCAAAACCCAAACCUUUCUUACUAUCUUCAACCAUAUUUUGUCUCAUUGCCACUCAGUAGUUUGAAUAAAUGAGAACUCAUGCAAACGUUUCAGAAGAGCGAUAUCAUCGUUUGAAAAUAAAUGGUAGAAUUUUAAAAUUAAAGCUCUUCUUAUACGUUACUGAAGCUAGACCACGAAGAUAUAUUUUAUCAAAUCGACUUGAAUACCUACUAGAGUUUGAUCAAAUUGGAACCACAGUAGGUGAAUUUCAGAAUUAUUUUCAACCUUCCGUGAUUGAACUCGUAGUUAAAUGUAACUUGUUACCGCAUAAAAAUUUUUGUUGUUAUUUAUCUUACUUACAAAAGUUUUGCACCGUUUAUAAUAGAAAUAACAUAUUAACGUUGACUUUGAAGGAAAAAAGAGGUAUUUAAAAAUUCAAAAAGUCUGUGGAGAAGGACAAGCAAAGCCUGUUUAAACAGACUUUGCAGCCGAUUAAUAGUGUGGGUGGAGUUACUCUAAAUAGAAACAACAAAGAUACUCCUAAAACCAACUUUGAAGUUUUCCACAUUUCGGUAUUGUUUACUUUUUUAUUCAUGUGUAAAUGUUUUGAAUACUAAGGUCGACAUUUUAAUAUUAUGUAUCAUCAUUGAAUGUAUUCAGCAUAUUCAGCACAAUUUCAUAAUGAAUCCUAAACCACCAAACCCGUUGCAUUUUACUUUAACUAUAGAGCCACAGAUAGCCAAUGAACAACUCACAGAAAGCCAGAGACAUGGUACUUGAUUUUCUUAGAAACAUUCUCCGGUUCUCGUACCCUCUACUACCGCCACUUGUUCUCAGGCUAAUUUGAUGCAGCAUAUGUUGCAUUCACCAAACUCCCUGCAAACCUGCUGAAAAGUACCCGGUUAUUGUUGUACGUACCUACUCUGUUUCAAUGCUCGUCAUAGGAUUCUCACGUGCAACGUCGGAUGCACUCGUGUAAGUAUAGCAUGCAUGUUUGUAUGCCCAUUGCUGAAUGACUCAGUCGAUCCUGAAAAGCACAUAACCGAGUGAGCGCGUAUUAUAAUGUCACUUGACAUAUUUUCCCUACUCCAAACCAUCUCUCUUCUGCGCAUUUCUCUGCCCCAUUCAAGUGAGCCGACUGGUGCUCGUUGGCGAAAAAGAAUCAGUUGAUGCACUCCUGUGCAUUUCUUGUCUUGUAUCAGGCACUUUCCCACUGUACCUUCCCUCAGCCUGCGGCGAUCGUCGGACGACGGGGUGGUGGGGCUUGGUUCACAUUUUCCACUCGUUCGUGCAGUUUGCUUAUUUAUCCUUCAUUCUUUCGUUACCACGGGUUUACUUUAGUUUGACUCUAAAAGUUCUGUUUUCUCCGACAGCAUCUUUCUACUUCUUUGACUGUUUCCAUGGAACUUUCAAAAGAAAACUUUUCACCAUUUUCCUCCCCCGGAAUACUUGUCACUUUUCCGUUUGCUCUUAAACUGUGUACACAUUCUAUAAUAUUUAUUUGUUUUCGCUCGACACAUGGCGACCUGGACACAAAACUGCUGUUGUCAGUAACUUUGUCCCGACUAUCCAUUCGCAAGGAACUCAAAUUAGUUUGUAGAGUUUGUUUUUGUGAUACGAUUUCAAGUGUUUGUAGUUGAUAUAUAGUGAAUGCGCUUGAAUUGGCCUUAUCUGCAAAUUUUCUUACUCCUCCUUUUCGUUCGAGGAAAACUCCAAGACUAAUUAUAUUUUAAUUUGUCUAAAUUGUUUUUUGCCGAAAGCUCACCUUCACAAUCAAUAAAUUUGAGAGUUCUUCAGAAACUCUUCAAUGUUAUUUUAUUUUGGAUUCAUAUAACUGAAACAAAGGGUGAUUGUUUCAAUUUAAAGAAUAAAGACCAAUCUUUGCUAUUAAGUUUUUAAAGAUUUUUAGGCUGGCCACGACUACAUUAUAGGUGAUCCAUACGAGGAGUCUAAUUUUGAAUAACUUUUUUCGAACAUAUAGCCUGGUAUCUCACCGACGCAAGUGAUGUUGUCUUCUGGUGAUUGAAUAAAUGUUAUUUUGGCAGCAUUAACAAGAGAUUCGAUAUACCUCUACACAAAAAUAAUUCAAUGGUGUCAAAUCGCACGAUCUAGGCGCCCUCAGUUCUUGAACAAGUUUGGAUUGGCGUUUAAUUGGAUUUUAUCUAAUUAGACCAUGAUAGUAAAUCAAUUCUGGAAUUAAAACAAAAUCUUUUGUCUCUAUAAUAAAUAUUCAGAAUGUUUUUGCCUUUCUAAUAUAGAUAUCAGUUAACUGGAAGUCUCCAUCUUGGAAUUCAGAACCACCUCAAACAUCGUUUUCCGACAACGACUCAUCAAACUCGUUCCGAAAAUACCCAUAUUGUAGUAAUUUACAUGGCAUAUAAAUACGCCGAAAAUGCUUUUCAUUGCAUGCAAAAACCUCUUUUUACAAAGUAGGUUCGUAAAAUAAGUUUACGUUAUUUCGGAUUUGGUUCGUAAAAAAUGAUUAAGUUAUUUGGGAUUUUGUUCGUAAAAAGAGUUACGUAAAAAGAAGUAACGUAAAAAGUUUAAGUAAACGAAGGUUUGGGUGUACAAGCUAUGCUAUUAUCCUGUUAACAUCGGUUGCAAAGUGUGAUAAACCAAAGGGUCAAGUUUUUAUUGAGAAUGUAGCAUGAACAGUAUGAUUUGCUUUUCUACUACAUAGAUGAAACAUAGAAAGAUGCUUUUUUAAAGCAACUCAACUCAACUCAAAAUCAACUGUUGCAAUUCUUGAUUUAUACGCCGACCUCACAUGUCGUCUUGCAUCUAGACUCCACUGUUUUACUUUUGCUCUCCAAUUUCCUCCCAAAAGAUUCCUUUUAUUUCUCUAUUGGCACAACUGUCGGCGGAUACCAAUGAGUUGCAAAUUUGGUGUAAGGCAUCAUUUUUCUUAAAUAGAGCGUGUAAAUUUCAUAUAUUCAGUCUUCAACGCUAAUAGAAUCAGUCCACCCCACUUUUACUUCGACCUUCAGUCCGAAGUAUUCCUCCAUCAUAAGCUCAAUGUUUCGUGUAACAAUUUCAAUGUCGUCAGUAAAGUUUAAAUUUAUUAUUCGCGACACUUUUUGAGUACUUGUAGAAUUGAUUGAUACAAAUUGACACGUUGACAUCAUGUGCAAAACAUAUAAACUAUGACUAUUUGUAAAACACAUAAAAUUCUUAUGAAUUCCAAAUAGAUUAUAAAAUAAAUGUGAAAUCUAUGAAUUUAAACUGGAAUUCAUGGAACUGGUCACAAAAAGAUGGAAGUUUGCAAUGAUUGAGCUACUACUAUAAAACAAAGCAAUGAAAAAACUUGCACUUGGAUUAUUUUUCCAAUUAAUUAAAACCUACAUCAAUUUGACAAUUUUAGUACGCACUUCACCGCAAAGCAUCGAUACUAAAGUGUGUUGUUGGCUAUUUAAAUCGUUCAUGUUUUAAUGAUAAGCCCAAAUAUUAUCGCUAGUAGUAGUUCACCUUAUCUAACUACACGCUAUCUCAAAACAUUCACAUCAAUCAAAUCUACUUUUCGCAUUUGUCUGGUAUCUGCACGUAAUGCCGCGAGUUGCACAAUAAAUAUCCUCCAACCAACAAGCAAAUUCCCGCGUAACUUUGUGCUCCCUGUACCAUAAACAUUUCCAUAUCAUUACAAAUUAAAAUCAGCAUUGAUUGCGAAAAAGCAAACGCUACCGGGGCCUAAUGACUCUCAAGAAGUGCAUUGAUCAGACUGCAAAGUGCUAGCGCUCGGAUGUGCUGGUGUGUUUGCUGAUGUGUGCAUCCCACUCUUUCCACCACACCGGGCUUCAUGUCAUUAGAUAUCACGUUAUAUGUACUAUGGAACUCGAGGACGCUCGGCGGCUCCGGGAUGAAAAUGAGAUGCUACGUUAGUUGUCCCAGCUGGAGAACUGUAGUGCAUGCACUUCGAUCAAUCUCACUAGAUUUUAUUGUGCGUGUAGAAGCAAUGGCAGCACCAACGGCAACCGUUCAAGUGUGGGUUGAUUCAGGUGGGAUGAACACAAGAAAGCAUUGCUCUCUAUUCUCUCCAACGAAGGGGUGGCCAAGUGAUUGAAAUACACACAAGAACCGAGCAAACGCUAAGGUAUAAAUAACAGGUUACAGACUUUUAGUUGGAUUGCACGAAGAACGGAGACAACACAGGCGACACUACCUGUUUUAAGGCUUUCGGUCGGCAUUCCUCGACGGUGAAGGUACCCAUAAAACGAUAUAAUGUCCCAUGCGUCAUCCUUGGCAUGCCGAAUCCGGUUUUGUAGAGUGAAAACCACCGUAUUGACACGUUAGGCUAGUACGAUUACUGCUGACGUUUUCAUCGGCAAUUUUCCGCACUCAUCCCAAAUUUUUUUUUCACGAUCGCAUCGUAUUGCAGGGUGGAAAACCUCAGCAGUGCCUCUACGUUGGUUGGAAUAGACGAAUGAGGCUGGAUUCCCUUUUUUACUGUGUUAAACGUUAUCUUACCGACUCUUGCCGUUGUUGUCAUUGAACCCCGAUGAAUGGCACAAGAAGGGACUGCCAGAAUACAGGUGGUUUAUAGCCGAGAUUGGUAUAGGUUCGAUAUAAAGCAACAGCGAAAACCCCGUAGACUGCAGUGUUGCCGUAUUUGUUGUUAGGCUGAAAGUUUUGUCAAAUUUUUGUAUUUUAUUGAUGAAAAAGUCAUGAUAACAAAUACAACUACUUCUUACUUUAAUAUAUUCUUGUAAGAAUCUUAUAACGAAUUUUUCAGACACAUAAAUAAUAUUUUUCAACACUACAUCCAACAUUGCAAAAUACUAAUCGCAUGUUCCAUGUGAAAAACACUUGAUUGAAGAACAUUUUUUCGGACUACUUGAUGUUCGAAACCCAGACCUCCUCCAUUUACUGAAAAUACUAGAAAUUAGGAAAAGAGAUUUUUACCUACUCAACAAAACAUUAUCGUUCAAAAAGUUUUUCAUUGAUGCCAUGGUUCUAGCUACGUAUGCCAAGAUUGUUCUAUUUCUGAUUUCGUUGGUUCAUGAUCAGUCGUCGUUGAUUAGUCCCACUACUUUAUCUCUAGGAUGUUUUUUUUAUUUUUGGAAAAACUCAACUGUUAGUAAAAAAAGUACGCGGUUUGUUACAUUUAAGAUAUAUCUUCAUAUCUCUUCCGCGACAUGCUAAAUGCACUUUAAAUUUAUCGUAGUAUGUAUCACUAGUAUCCCUAAUAAUAGCCUCACUUUCAAAGAAUCAGCGUUUUUAGUGUAGUUAAAGGACAGGAACUUCAAAUCGUGCGCUGGCUUGCCCGUAAGUCAUUUUCAAUAGCUCAUUUAGUUUCCUACAAAUCUCCUACUGAAAUUUGUUCAAGCUUUGUUGGUGUGUUUUCCAGUCGAAUGUGAUCAAAACAAUCUGCUAAGUAACAUAUAUUAUAAUUAUGACUAUCGGAUAGAAGCGACUCCGAAGACAACGAAGUUGAGUCCAAGACUUGAAAAAAUAAGUUCAAUGCCUUUGGCUUUCUAAAGGCAAUGUAGUUAUAGUAUUUAGAAUGAAAUUGUAUAUUUGACAACACUGCGUUGACGAAUGCACAGCAAAAAUGAAGAAAUACGACAAGUGCUCAGCCGUGGUGCACCAUUGUGAGGUGAACUAUAAUCGAAUAGAUUGUUGAAAAGCGGAAACUGGGAGGGUCAGCGAGAGCGGUUCCUAGCACUGUAAUAUGUCGAAUGACUCUGAGACCAAGAAAGCCAGUAAAACUCGAUGAAACCGAGCUGUGUACGAUCCAAUUUAUAUGUACUUUUUCAUUUAAAAAUAGUCGCUUUCAUUAGUUGGAGAGGACUCGCUUGGAUUUCUUUCUUUCCAUCACUGCUUUUCAACGGAUCAGUGUUCUGCUGCCUGGUGCACUCCUAUUACCGUCAAGUUGGUGAAUGGAAACCGACCGGGCCGGAGAGAAAGACGAAUCUGCGACAUUUCUGAAGGGGAAAUUGCUGGCGUUUUCGAGGGAGUAAGCAGGAAAAUUACCGUUCUGACCCCUUUCUGUAAUGAUGGAUGCCAUUAGAAUCAACAGUGAAUUGGUACAAACGUAUCAAGUAUCCGGCAAUACCACAGAAAAGUAUUCAAUUGAGCAAGGUAUUCAUACUGAUUAAUGAGGAAAAUGAUGCUUUUCGCCAGAAAGCAUAAAUGCGCGAUAAUUUCCUCGGCUGAUUUUUUUCAGAAUGCAACGGGUAUUCUGUAGGAAAUGUAUGGAUGUUUAAUAGAAACAAAUCAUUUGAAAACAACAUGUUUCAGACUUUUAUUCCUAGUAGUAUUAAAUUGCAGAGAAAAGGAGCAAAAACUGGAUUCAAUUUUAACCAUUUUAUGUUAUUUAAAACAAAUUAAGCAUAUUUAUCGUGUAUACCAUCUGUGCGAUAAACAAUCAAAUUUUUUUUUUAAUACAGCCGAAUAGUCGAACAUUCUGUUUCGAUUAAGUUCGUCUACGUGGAGAUUCGAUAUCGAAAUAAAAAAUUAGUAACUAAAUCUCAAAAUCGCUGAGAAGAAUAAAUUCGAACUCAUAGUACGCGGAAGCGGUGGUGUACUGAACGGGUAAUCGUCUAGUUAAAUAAUCACUUGGAUUUAAUUUCAUGAAAUUUGUUUAAACUGCUCCGAAGUCCCACUGUGUCGCCGGUUUGCAAUAGACUAUGGGAGGUAAAACGAGAAUGAAUUUCAAAUUGAAAUCAAUCCCUUUUCCCAACAAUCCUGUGACAGGACAAUGGCAAAUACUGGUGAUUGAAUGCAGCAGCGUGAACUACUAGAGUCCAACUAGAGAAGUUGUUGACAAUGACAUUUAUUAAAUUUUACGAGUGGAAUUUAGAGCAGUUCGAGGAUGGGUGACUUCUUAAUCGAUAGCGUCAAUUCAAGACGGUAAUUUUACUGAAGGACUGACUUCAUGCGGAAGCAGCAGCAACAGUAUUAGCAAAGUAGGCGAAUAACCGUGGGUCCUUUUCUAUUUGCAUUUAUGCUUUCCCAUUUCGCUCCGAUGCUCCUGUGAUGAGGCUCUCAUACCGGGCAGAGUUAGCCAAAGACGAGGGUGAAAGCCGUUGACGAAUGCCGUUCCUCAGCUAUCUAUUGCGAGUAACGAAGCGCGUCCCGUUUUCUCUACUCUUAACAACUGGUGACGAAGCGAAAUUUUUAAUGAGUAUUUACCGAAAGCAUCAAAUCAGCGUGCUUGUUUACAAUACUGAUUUAUGUUUUUUUUAUCUCAGCAGUAGGACGGCAACGGAAUAUUGGCAGACUGACUAACUGAUGUAACAUGCUAACUGAUUAUUGUGAUGAUGCUUCAAAUGUGCCAAAUUUUCAAGCUAAAGAGUCAGUGUUCUGAUCUAUGUAAUAAACCUCUUCGAUGAACCAUUCUCAGUCAUUUCUUUAACCAAAACGAAGGAAAUAGAAUUAUGUGCCAAAUUAGAUUUGAGUUAUGUUUAAGUUUUUAUCAAGUAAUAUUAUUUUCCUAGUCAAACGCGGUAAACUUUGGCCAUAUAUAGUUUCUCAAAAAGAGAGUUACUUCGUCAAAUAUACUAAAACAAAUUCUUAGCAAAUCUGUCGACGAUUGCGUUAAGGAAUACUCAAAUUUCAUCACUGUUUGAACACACGAAGAGCAAUUAAAUUGCUCUUAUGCAUACAGGGACACAUUGAUCGUCAGAAAGAUUCUUUCUUUCAAAAAUAGUCAAUGUCUGUUUUUUUUUAUAGAAAAACGUUCAAACAACAAUAUAUAACAAUUAUCAAUAUAUUUACAUUUUGAUUUGAAGGCCACCAGAAGUCGAUGACGCAAUAGUAGCUUUUAUUGACAAAAAAUCAACAAGAGAUGUUGAAUUGGAAACAAAAACUGUAUACACAUUCUCGAAAAAGAAUAAAAAAAACUGAUGACAAACACUUGGUACUUAGUUAUGACCAAGUGAAAAAAUAAAAUGAUCGAAUUUAUCGUAAAGUAAUUAUUUAAAAUAGUGACUUUAUUAUUUUGUAAUAUUUGAUUAACGGAAUACGAAAAAUCGUUAGUUUAGUGAAAAGUCAAUAUUAUUGGAAGCUGGAAAAAAUCAAUUAAUGAAACCAAAUCAUCAUACGUCAUUGUAUGUACCGAGAAGAAAAAUUAAAAUAAAAACCAUCACAAAUCAACAAUAUUUAUGCAAAUAAACAAUAAUGAAUAAUUUCUACCAGUCACACAGAAGAAUAUAAAGAAAAAACUACCCACAAAAAUGAUGAGAACCAUUAAAACAGGAAGACAAACGCGAAAUGUGCAACCAAUGAACAAGAGAAAUGAAAAAAAAAAACGAUGCUAAGAUAUAACAAGGAGAAAAUAUUUGUGCAUAAAUAGAGCUAUAUAUACAACAUAAACUGUGAAACCACUUUAGAAGAACACUGUACAUGUUAUUGUAAUCAUUUAAAA